Messenger RNA from Auanema sp. JU1783, 438 nucleotides. NCBI's taxonomy places the organism in Eukaryota, Metazoa, Nematoda, Chromadorea, Rhabditida, Rhabditidae. The record is from the annotation of a GenBank genome assembly.
AUGUAUUCCGCAACACGAACACACAGAGCUGAAACCAGAAAUAGAACCAAAGAUGAGCUCAGAAAAGUAAUACAUUCGAUUGAAAAAGUGCGUAAAUGGGAAAAGAAGUGGGUUCUCAUCAAGGAUACUUCUAUCAAAAUUCAAAAAUGGGUGCCAGUGACUGCCCAAAUGAGCAUAGCUCCUAAAGUUGUAAAGCCUCUAGCUGAAGAGGAAAACAGUAACACUACUCAAUCAGCCGAGGAUAAUUCACAAGACUCAACCAACCCAAUUGCUCCCCUAUUCGGAGCUAAUGAAGACUCAAACACUGGUUUCUCUGAGCCCGAUCAUACUACGUUUGACAGCGACUCCAAUCAAACAUUCGAACCCCAAGCGUAUCCUAAUGCUCAACACGGCUCAACGGAUUUCAGUGCUCUAAGAAAUUCGGAACUACAAAAAUAA